Molecule: messenger RNA, 3683 nt
Organism: Pantherophis guttatus
Lineage: Eukaryota; Metazoa; Chordata; Lepidosauria; Squamata; Colubridae
Gene: LIX1L
Product: limb and CNS expressed 1 like
Biological process (GO): autophagosome maturation
Cellular component (GO): cytoplasm
Source: RefSeq, a predicted model, not a curated record
GCCAGGGCUUGACUGACACCUCGCCGUGAGGCGACUCCGCGUCUCUUCGCCUCGGCCGUCGGCAACGGAGAGAGGGAUGGAGUCGCUCCGCGUCCAGCGGCUGCAGCCGGGCGUCGGCGGCGGGACGCUGCGCUCGCUGCGGCCCGGCGUGACGACGGGGGCGCUUCCCUCGGCCGCCUCAGCGCCGCCUCUCCCGCCGCCCCCGCCGCCGCUCGGGCUGACGCUCACCUUGGGGCCGCCGCCGCCGCCCCCUCCGCCGCUCCCGCCCUCCCUCUUGGCCGGAGUGACGGCCGGCGCCACCGCCGCCAGCCCCCCGGGAGCCGCCGGAGGCCCUCCCGCCGUCCUGAGGGAAGCCGUGGAGGCCGUAGUGCGGAGCUUCGCUAAGCACACGCAGGGAUACGGCCGCGUCAAUGUUGUUGAAGCGCUUCAGGAAUUCUGGCAGAUGAAGCAAUCCCGUGGUGCUGAUCUGAAAAAUGGCGCUCUGGUGGUUUACGAGAUGGUCCCAUCCAACAGUCCUCCUUACAUUUGCUAUGUUACGUUGCCAGGAGGGAGCUGCUUCGGCAGUUUUCAGUUUUGUCCAACGAAAGCGGAAGCCAGGAGAAGCGCUGCAAAAAUUGCCCUGAUGAAUUCAGUCUUCAAUGAACAUCCAUCCCGUAGAAUCACGGAUGACUUUAUUGAGAAAAGUGUCCUAGAGGCUUUGGCCUGUUUCAACGGCAACAGAGAGGAAGCUGAUAACCCAAGUACAGGCAUUGGUGCAUUCCGCUUCAUGUUGGAGUCCAACAAAGGGAAAUCCAUGUUAGAGUUCCAGGAGCUGAUGACCGUUUUCCAGCUGCUGCACUGGAACGGAAGCCUUAAAGCCAUGCGAGAGAGGCAGUGUUCACGACAGGAGGUGCUGGCACACUACUCCCAUCGUGCUCUGGAUGAUGAUAUACGGAACCAGAUGGCAACGGAUUGGGUCAACCGGGAGCAGAACAUCCCCGGGGCCCUUUCCAGGGAGCUGGCCUCGACCGAGCGUGAACUGGACGAAGCUCGGCUAGCUGGGAAGGAGCUGAGAUUUCACAAGGAGAAGAAAGACAUCCUGAUGUUGGCGGCUGGCCAGCUGGGGAACAUGCAUUCUUCCAACUGCUAGGACUCACGUAGCUCUUUUCUCUCCCCCUCGUUUAACUACUCUCUCUCUGCCCACAGUAGUUUGCUGGAGAAGGAAUGUUACAAAUAUGAAGAAGCCCCAUGUUCAACCCGAUUUUUCCUAAUUUUUAUUGUGCAAUGUGAUGUUUGUGUUUGGGAGACCUUUAGUGCAGGAUUUGAAAAUAAUCUUAAUUGCCUUAAUUUUUUUAGUUCUAAGUGAAAGGUAUCCUCCCAUUAGAGUAGGAAACCUGAAUUAACCUUUUGGAGGGAAAAAACCAUCGAGUUUGUUCAGAACUCGGCUUCGGUCCCGAUCACCUGAACUGUGUCAUUGAACAGCUGCCAAUCGGAUGGGAUUCAGCCGGUUCCUGGAGAACUGGAUGCUAAAUUUACAUCUGGUUUGCCAAACCAGUAGUUGCAAGGACUGGCUGGCCCCAUUCACCCACCCCACCCCACCCCUCUCCACACGGCCCAUUUUGGAUGCCAGGUAAGUGCAGAGCCCACGCAGAGGCUCUGGGCGGGCGAAAAACGGGCUUCCCGGAAGUCUGGAAACGGCUGUUUCUGGCCUCUGGAGCCCGGGAGAGGCCAUUUCCACCAUCUCGGAGGCUCAAGAAAAGCCUCCGGAGCCUGGGGAGGGCAAAAAGCUCCCCCCCCCCCCCGCCAUGGUGCAGGAGGCCGAGUAAGCCACACCCACCAUGGCCACGCCCACCCAGUAACCAGGCAGAGAACCGGUUGCUAAAUUUUUUUGAAUCCCACCUCUGCUGCCAAAGGCCUUGUUUCCAAGAACAGAGGACCAAUUGCACACUUAAAAAAAAAAAGAUUGUUGAAAACUCUGUAUAGAUUUUAUACGUGGACCUCUGUGGAGGUCUUUUCACUCUGCUGAAGGAACUUUUUGUAGAACAUACUUAUAAUGUAACUUUUUUUUUUCUUUCUGGAGAAAUAGACCUUUGCUCGAAUCUUGAUUCUAUCCAGGUAUUUGUACAGUCAUCAGUAUUACGUAGAAAAGUAACACUGCCACCAAAGAAUGCCAGUGUUUGUUAUUAAGGUAUAAUGCAUCGAUAUAUGCUACGCGGAUGUGUACCUACAGUUAAAGUAGUUUGAUAUACACCAUCUUUUCUUACCACUUGUAAGUAGAGCACUUAAAACGCCCUGUUUCCGUUAUUGUCCAGCCACCAGUAUUCUUUUUUAACUGGACUGGUCGCUCCUUUUUUCAGCGCCAUUAACUUUGGAACAGUCCCUACACUACCGUUGUAAAUCAAGCACUACCUAUAUUGACCAUGACUUUAAUUUUAUGUUCUUGUGUUCAAGGUUUACUUUCAAAGUCUUAGGACACAUUAGGUCUCCAACCUUGGCAACUUUUAAGACUUGUGGACUUCAGCUCUUUUAAAUCGAAAUUUUAAUCUGUUUUAAAUUAUUGGGAUUUUUAAUUGUCUCAGGCUAAAUUAUUUAAUCUGGUUUUAAUUAUGUUUCUAACUUUUGUAUCUAUGUAUUUUAUUUUGUGCCUGUUCACCGCCCAGAGUCCUUCGGGAGUAGGGCGGUAUAUAAAUUUAAUAAAAAAAAAAAAACUCCCAGAAUUCCUCAGCAAAGCUAGCUGAGGAAAUCUGGGAGUUGAAGUCCACAAGUCUUUUAAGAGUUGCCAAGGUUGGAGAUUCCUGCAUUAGGGGAAUGUUGGUCACUUCCAUGCCAGGUUAGUUUGGUUUUUUGCUGGGUUUUUUUUUUUAAUGUCAUGUAUAAACAAGCUUCAAGCCCUGAUCCGGUACAAAAACUUGGCAUAAGAGAUCUCUUGAUGAAAAACUUCAAGCCGUCUUAAGGUAAAGGGAGCAAUUUGCAAAAUGUAGGUGUUCUGGACAGACAUUUGUCUUUAAAAUAGUAUAGGAUCUCCUGCUUGAGCAUGGGGUUGGACUAGAUGUCCUCCAAGAUCCCUUCCAACUCUGUUAUUUUGUGCCAGUCUAUGAUUAUAGUAAAAGAUUUGAUUGGUUGGUGGAAAUAUUAGCCAGUGAUCAGCGGGCUCAAGAAAAUACGGUGUGGGUUUGUUUUUGUUUUUUGGUCUUCAAUAUCUUGCCAUUUGUAUACAUGAAAUAAUAAAACAAUAUCCUCUUUUAUAUAUAUAUAUAUAUAUAUUUAUAUAUUUUAUACAUAGCUAUUGUUUACACAGUAUUAAUGUUUAAACAUUUAUAAAGUUAGCUGAUAACUAAAUUCUUUGAAGAAUUUACAUGAAUGUCUCCCUCUAUUGUUCACACUAGUCUGGCCGACUGGUAGGUUACCAUAUUUGGGGUUAUUUCUCUUGCCUGAACCUGUCCAGAGACUGAAUAUGUCUCGGUUUUUACACGACCCAAAUGCGAAUCCUGUACUUGCCUCUCCUGCCGAUUUCUUUCCUGACCACGCAGCUUUCUUUCUCUUGUUUUCUGUAACAGUUACAGUAUUGAUAAUCUCCAGAUUAUCCAUGCCAGUAUUACCUACGAUAUUCCCCUACGCUGCUUGCCUCUUUCACGAUUUGUGCGUUCAGGAUUUCGUUUGUAAUGCAUAGUUUUUGUGUAAUAAAACAGGAUUUGGGAAAAGUU